Molecule: messenger RNA, 3396 nt
Organism: Plasmodium adleri (nom. inval.)
Lineage: Eukaryota; Apicomplexa; Aconoidasida; Haemosporida; Plasmodiidae
Product: PRE-binding protein
Exons: 1
Coding region: 1-3396 (1131 amino acids)
Cellular component (GO): nucleus
Molecular function (GO): RNA binding
Source: RefSeq, a predicted model, not a curated record
AUGGGAAGAAAAUCUACCACUUCAUCAAUUUUAGAAGAAAAGCCUGUAAACAAAAAUAGCGGAGUUGUAAGUAAUAUGAAGGAUGCCCUUAUGAAUGAUAAGAAACAAGGAGGAUCUAAAUUAAAUGAGAAGAAAGGAAGCAGAGCUACCGAAUUAUCAAGUAAUGCUCAUAUGAAUGGAAAUAUUCAAAAGAAGAAAGAAGAUAAUGAAUUAGAAAAUAAUAAGAAAUCUGUACAUAUGAAUAAUGUAGAAGAAAAUUGUAUUAUUAAAAGUAAGGAUGCGGUUAAAGGAGGAGAAGAAAAAAAUGAAGGACAAGCUAAGAAAAAGAAUAAUAAUAAUAAUAAGAAGAAAGCUACAAAAGAAAAUGACAUGAACCAAACAAAUGAAUCUGGAAAUACAAAUGAAGACAAAAAGAAAGGAAAUGAAAAAAAUAAAGGAUCAAAUAAUAAGAAAUAUGUAGGAAAUAAGGAUGAAAAUAAUAAAGUCGAAUUAAACGAAUUAACAAAAAAUAAUAACAACACAAAUGCUAUUAACAGUAAUAAUAAUAAGAAAAAAAAUAACAACAAAAAUAAAAAUAACAACAACAAUAAUAAUAAUAAUAACAAUAAUAAUAAUAAUAAUAACAAUAAUAACAACAAUAAUAGCAACAACAAUAAUAACAAUAAUAACAAUAACAGUGAUGUAAAGAAAGACUGGAAAAAAGAAAUCAAAUUAAAAGAAGAUGAAAGAAAAAAAGCAGAAAAUGAUCUUAAUAAAAAAUUUGCUAAAAUUAACAAAUCAGAUAAUUAUAAAAAUAUUAAUGAUAGAAAAGAAGCUGAAAUGAAAAAGAAAACAGAAAUAGAAAAUCUUAUCAGUACUAUUAAUUCAACUAUAUCUAGAUUUAAUGGUCAAACUACAAGACCAAUAAAUAUGAAAUUAUCAUCAGCUGAUAUGGAGAAUAAAUGUAAAGAUGCCAAAUCUAAAAAGAAAAAAAUAAAUCCAAAGAAUUUAGAAGAAAUUGAAGAAGCAAAUACAUAUAUUAAUUAUUUAGAAGAACAAUUAAGUAUUACUAAAAAUUAUGAGAAUUUUAAAAAUUUUCAAAAUAGAUUAAUAAAUUUAAGAAAAACAUGUGAAGAGAAAUUAAAAGAAAAUUUAAAAAGUAUGAAUGAAACGAAAGUUCAAGAAAAGAAAUUAAGAUUUGUAGAUAAAAUUAUUAAAAUGAAAAAAGAAAAACAAAAUGUUGAUAUAUCAGAAGCAGAUAUUAUAAGAAAAGAUUAUGCUAUUGCAACAGAUACAUAUAAUAUUUUAUUAAGACCAUAUAAUUUUCUUAAUCGUAUCCAAACUAAAUAUUUUGUAUAUGUAGAUAAUAAAUUAUCUUCAACAAGUAAUAAUAAUAUGAACAACAAUAAUAAUUUAAAUAAUAAUAAUAAUAAUAAUAAUAUGAAUAAUAUGAAUAAUAACACCGUCGGUUUUAGUUCUUAUGAUAAUAAAACAAAUUUACAUAUUGCUGGAUGUAAAGAAGAUAUCGAACAAUUUAUUUUUUACUUACAAAAUGUAGAUUUUAAUUCAGAAAAUAAAAAUUUUGUAAAUCUAAGUAAUAAAAUUUUUAAAAUUAUGCUUAAUAUGUAUGAUGGUAGUUUUAAAAGAAUGGAAGAAGAUACAAAUGUAUUCGUUCAUGUGGAUAAUGAUAUAUUAUAUUAUUGUGGUAUGAAAAAUGAUAUUGAGAAUUUAAAAGAAUUAAUAGAAAAAGCAACAAAUAACGAAAAAAAUUUAGCUAGUAAAAAUAUUUCCAAAAAUAUUAAAUUAGAUUCUAUACUAGCCAGAGGAUUUAAUAAAAGUAUCUUAAAAGAAAUAGAAACAAAAACAAACACAUUGAUCAGAAUGAAUUAUGAUGCAAAAACAUUUGAUGCAUCAGCUACUAUUAAAGGUAGUAAAGAUAGUGAUAUUGAAGAAGCAGAAGAAAAAUUAAAUGAAAUAUUAAAAAAUCUAGACACAGAAUUUGUUCCUUUUGAAGAAAAAGAAAUCUUUUCUUUAUAUAAAAAAUGCUCCUAUGAAUUAAAUGAAAUACGUAAAAAUUUAAAUCUAUUUAUAAUACGUCAAGAUAAUGGUUUAAGCUUAGUAGGAAAAAAAGAUAAUAUAACAAAAGCUUUAGAAAUUUUAGAAUAUUCUAAAAAUAUUAUAUCCAACAAAACUGUAAAAAAAAAACUAACAGAAGAAGAAGCUUUCUUGUUUAAUUCUAAUUAUAGAGGACAAAUCAAAGCAAAAACAGGAGCAGAAGUUAAAAUAUUUAAUAAAACAAAUCACAAAGAAUUAAAUAUAAGUGGAAAUAAAAAUGAUAUAGAUAAAGCAUUAGAAAUGAUUGAAGAAUUAUUAAAAAAAAGAAAAUCUACACAAGUAGAUAUUAACGAAAAAGUUAUAGCAUUAUUAUUAUCAUCUAAAGCACAAAAAAUUAAAGAUAUUGAAAAAGAUACAUGUACAAGUAUACAAAUUAAUAAAACUAGUCAUGUAGCACAAAUAUAUGGACAUGAAGAUAAUAUACAUCUAGCUAAAGAUGUUUUAGAAAAUUUAGUUCAAUCAGAAACUAAAGAAGGUAAAGAAGGAAAAUUCAUACCAAAUAAUUUAUAUGUCACUGUAGAAAUGAAUGUAGAAACUGAACAUAUUGGUAGUGUUAUUGGUAAAAAAGGUAGAACAAUAAAUAAAAUACAAGAAGAUACCUUUGCCAAAAAAAUACAUAUUGAUAAAGAAAAUAAAAAAAUCUAUAUACAUGGAACACAAAAAACAGUAGAUGCAGCACAAAAGGAAAUACAAAAAAUUCUAAAUAGAAGCAAAGAAGAAAGUGCAAAUAAUAAUAAUAAUAGUAGUAGUACAAAUGGUGCAUUAAAUAAUUCUUAUCAUGAAUCAAGAUAUAAUAAUAAUAGACAUUCUAAUAAUUCUUCAUCUGCACAUCAUAGAAAAUCUCAUAAAAGUACAUCCAGAUCUGCUCCUAGAUCUAGUCAUAAAUCAGAAUCAAAAACGAAAGGUGUCUAUAUUAAUACAAAUGAUGAAAAAGCUUUUCCAAGUCUCCAUGAUGUAACCAAUAUGCAAUCAAGAAAAAGCAAAAGGCUAUCACAAAUUAAUCAAGCACCUACUAGUACAAAGAAAAAUGAACAAGUAUCACAAACAGACAAGGAACCAAACAAAAAUGAAGAAGACAAAGACAAUCAACAACAAAAUGAUGUGAAUGUAGAAGAAGAUGUAACAAAAAAUGAGACACAAGAAAAAGAAGAAGAACAACAACAAGAAACACAAAACGACAAACAGGAAGAAAAUGAAGAAGUAGAACAAACAGAAAAGGAGCAACAAGAAAAAGAGACAGAACAAGAACAAGAACAAGAAGAACAAAUAAAAAAAGAAUCAAAUGAAUCUAAUGAAAAUUAA